CAGCUGUCAGUCAGACCGUACGGAAGGCAGAAAGAAAAAAUCGUAGAAAGUUUGCAAACACCAAAAACCACGACGGUGAAAAUUUAGUGAAAAUCUCAAGGGAAAAACACACUUUUCCCCCCCAAACUCACACACUCCCAGCACCAUAAUAUGGCGGACGUGCUCGAUAUCUACAACCACGAGGAGUUCGAGGUGGACGAGGAUGGCGACCAGGGCAUCGCGCGGCUGAAGGAGAAGGCCCGCAAGCGCAAGGGACGCGGGUUCGGCAACGAAAGCAUUCCCCGCGAAACGAUCGACUACGAGCGGCUGCAGGACGACGAGGAGGAGGCGGAACCGGGGCCGCAGCGUUCGGUCGAGGGCUGGAUCCUGUUCGUGACGGCGAUCCACGAGGAGGCCCAGGAGGACGACAUACAGGAGAAGUUCUGCGAGUUCGGUGACAUCAAGAACAUCCACCUGAACCUGGACCGCCGGACCGGCUUCCUCAAGGGGUACGCGCUGGUCGAGUACGAAACGUACAAGCAGGCGCUGGCGGCGAAGGAAGCGCUGAACGGGUCGGAGGUGCUCGGCCAGACGAUUGCCGUCGACUGGUGCUUCGUCAAGGGGCCAAAGAAGCUGAAGAAAUCGUCCGACCGUCGCCGGCGAUAAAUCUAGGAAUUUAUCCGCGCUAUCGCAUAAGUAGGUAACAAACACAUUAAUAUGCAAAAGGGAGAGAGGAGGACACAACGCGAGCACGAGUACGUGCUGCACAUUCAGGAAGAAGGGGAGGAUCACACACACACGUUUUCUCUUUUUGUGUAGAAAACGGAAAUGUAAAAUUUGAAUGCAAAAUAAAUUAAUCAUCUAAUAUCGGACGGGACACUGUCCAAACUCACGUACACAAAA
Messenger RNA from Anopheles gambiae (African malaria mosquito), 882 nucleotides. RefSeq names its product RNA-binding protein 8A (gene tsu). The record is from RefSeq and is a predicted model, not a curated record. NCBI's taxonomy places the organism in Eukaryota, Metazoa, Arthropoda, Insecta, Diptera, Culicidae. Gene Ontology annotation, cellular component: cytoplasm; nucleus; exon-exon junction complex. The transcript has a single exon. Bases 151 to 645 code for a protein of 164 amino acids. Gene Ontology annotation, biological process: RNA splicing. Gene Ontology annotation, molecular function: mRNA binding.